GAAAUGCCAAGACAUGGCACUCUGAUAGCAGCUUGGUGGGGCACCUCGCUUCGAAAGUUACUAUCGAGAAAUCGCAAAUCCAUACCCCGCGAUGACGGAUCUCCGAACAUCGUUUACACAAAGACGAUUACCAUCUCUUCCACGACGUACCGAGGGUUUAUAGACAUCAUCCAACUACCCAAAGUCCCAUGAAUAAUUUAUCAACAUGCCGCUCAUCCUCAUAACCGGCCUACCCACCUCGGGCAAAUCCACACGCGCCGCUCAACUCUACGACUACCUGACCGAGCGCAUCGCCGCCGAGUCCUCCACAUCUUCGAGUUCCAAAUUCCGCCUGCACCUGAUCUCCGACCAGAGCCUCUCCAUCUCGCGCUCCGUCUACGACCUCGACCCAGCCCACACACCCGCACACGUACGCUCCGCCAAUGCCUCGGAGAAAGAUGCGCGCGCCGCGCUCUACGGCGCCGUCAAGCGCGUGUUGUCUCCCAGGGACAUAGUCAUUCUCGACACGCUGAACUACAUCAAGGGGUGGCGGUACCAGCUGUACUGCGAGGCCAAGAACGUGCAGACGCCGUUUGGGCUGGUGCAAAUCGGCUGUCCCGUGGCGAGGGCGAGGGGGGUUAAUGAGGCUAGGAUACGGAGGCUGGAGCAGCAGGAGCAAAAUGCGGACACCACAACAAAAGACGACUCGACGACAACAACACAAACAUCACAAACAAAGGCAGCACCGAAAUCCGGCGACCUCCACCCAGAAACCUACCAACAAUCCCACCAAAACUGGCAACAAAAACAAUUCGAAUCAGACCUCAACCAGCCCGACUUCGAAGACAUUGCCCUUUCCCCCACCGAUUCUCAAGAGCCAUUCCUCCCCCGCUCCAACUGGGAAAACCUCGUCUUCCGCUACGAGGAACCCAACCCCAUGUCCCGGUGGGACUCCCCGCUCUUCAUCUUGACCUGGGACGACACGCCCACCGACACCCAAAAAGUGUUUGACCAGAUCUGGGACGAAGUAAUCGUCAACAAACCCCAGAAACUGAUCCGGGCGAAUAAGUCGACGGUGCAGCGGGAUAAGGAUCCCGGCGGGGAUUACUUGUAUGUUCUCGAAAAAGAGACGCAGGAUAUUGUGAAGCGGAUUUUGGAGCAGCAGGCUGAGGUGGGGGAGGGCGGGACUGUGAGGUUGUCGAGGAGUGGAGGAAAAGAGGAGGGGGAGGAGAUGUUGGAGGUGGAGUUGCCGGGGAAGAAGGUUGGAUUGCCGCAGUUGCAGAGGUAUAGGAGGGCGUUUGUGGCGCUGAACAGAGGUGGGAUUGGGUUGGAGGCGGUGGGGACGUUGGCGGCGGGGAGGUUGAGGGAGAGCUUUGUUGGGUAUUUGAAUGAUGCUUUUGAGAAGGAGAUGUGAGGAGGGUGGGUUGUAGAUACCGUAUGGUUGGAGAUGGAGGAUGCUACGGAAUCAUAACCAUGAAGCUCCACUCACCUUCUUCUCACAACACAUCACAUCUUGCGCCCCAUGGAUACCCAAUAUCAAAUCAAACAAAACCAUUGGCAUUUGACAUGCUACCCUGUAUUCAGAGAGUUGAAUCCUGUCAUCUAGAUAUCCUUGUUCCGCUUCAUGUAACCCGUUCCA
This is a messenger RNA of Neurospora tetraspora, 1618 nucleotides long. Its product is annotated as chromatin associated protein KTI12. The coding region runs from base 206 to 1393 and encodes 395 amino acids. The transcript has 2 exons. The record is from RefSeq and is a predicted model, not a curated record. Gene Ontology annotation, biological process: tRNA wobble uridine modification. NCBI's taxonomy places the organism in Eukaryota, Fungi, Ascomycota, Sordariomycetes, Sordariales, Sordariaceae.